AUGGCCACCCCAAACAGUAAUAUCGGUCGCAAGACGACAUCGACCAAGGAUCUGGGCCAUGUGCUCAUCACUGGAGGAUGCGGCGGUCUAGGAACACAGAUCAUCAACCUCCUGCUCGAACGCAAUGCGUGCACCAAGCUCUCAGCAAUGGACCUGCGACCUGCUGCCGAGCCUAUCAAGGGCUGCGAAUACCACUUUGGAGAUCUCACGGACGAGGGUGCUAUGCGCGAGCUGUUUGUCAAGAUCAAGCCCAGCAUUGUCAUCCACACUGCCAGCCCCAAGUUCAACAUGCCCGACGAGAUCUUGUACAAAGUCAAUGUCGACGGAACCAAGACACUUCUUCGCGUAGCUUCUGAGACUGGAGUCAAGGCCUUUGUCUAUACCAGCAGUGCUAGUGUCAUCAGCGACAGCGCGACCGACCUGAUCAACGCCGACGAGACCUACCCUCUUGUGACCGGCAAGGAGCAACCUGACUACUACACCAACACAAAGGCUCUUGCCGAGAUGGCCGUUACCCAGUACAAUCGCCCUGCCUCUAACCCUCGUUUCCUCACCUGCGCACUUCGUCCUUCUGGUAUCUUCGGCGUCAACGAUCAGACCCUUCUUCCUGGUAUGCUCGGAGCAUACUACAAGGGCCAGACCAAGUUCCAGCUUGGCGACAACACCAACCUUUUCGAUUUCACCGAGUCUGUCAAUGUCGCCCACGCACAUCAUCUGGCAGCGGCUGCUCUCCUGACAACAUAUGAGCGCGAAGAGGCAGGACAGAUUGCUCCAUUGAGUCACGAGAAGGUAGAUGGCGAAUCUUUCUUCAUUACCAACGAUGCGCCCAUGUACUUCUGGGACUUUACUCGUACUGCAUGGAAAGAAGCUGGUGAUACAACCACACCCAGCCAGGUCUGGACGAUUCCCAAGGACUUUGGACUGUUCAUCGCAACUUUGUUCGAGUACAUUUUCUGGAUCUUCCAGCUCGGAGUGCCAAACUUGACCAGACAAAAGGUCAAGUACAGCUGCAUGACGAGAUACUACAGUAUUGAGAAGGCCAAGAGAAGACUGGGUUACAGACCAGUCGUGGGCAUUACUGAGGGACUCAAGAGAGGAGUGGCAGACACCAUCAGACGAGGAUUAGUACCAGGCAGUCCUGAAGAGGCGCAGCGUCUGGCUGCAGAGUCCAAGAAGGCUCAGUAA
Molecule: messenger RNA, 1185 nt
Organism: Aureobasidium melanogenum CBS 110374
Lineage: Eukaryota; Fungi; Ascomycota; Dothideomycetes; Dothideales; Saccotheciaceae
Product: NAD(P)-binding protein
Exons: 2
Coding region: 1-1185 (394 amino acids)
Biological process (GO): steroid biosynthetic process
Molecular function (GO): 3-beta-hydroxy-Delta5-steroid dehydrogenase (NAD+) activity
Source: RefSeq, a predicted model, not a curated record